Messenger RNA from Chelmon rostratus (copperband butterflyfish), 2395 nucleotides. Its product is annotated as protein regulator of cytokinesis 1-like. The coding region runs from base 128 to 1942 and encodes 604 amino acids. Gene Ontology annotation, cellular component: cytoplasm; spindle; mitotic spindle midzone. Gene Ontology annotation, molecular function: microtubule binding. The transcript has 14 exons. NCBI's taxonomy places the organism in Eukaryota, Metazoa, Chordata, Actinopteri, Chaetodontiformes, Chaetodontidae. The record is from RefSeq and is a predicted model, not a curated record. Gene Ontology annotation, biological process: microtubule cytoskeleton organization; mitotic spindle midzone assembly.
ACGCCGUCGAGUCGACAAACGGCCCGGCAGCCCGAUAGCCCCGAUAGCCAUAGUUAUUAGUUAAACCGCUUUCGCGUUAAAGAAGAUUUUUGUUUUUUAUAACUUUAUAGCUGUCUGCGGUGGCAAAAUGAGAAGAAGUGAAGUCCACGCAGCAGAGUCUGUUGCCUACCUCAACAGAGCUCUGGUCAGGUUGCAGGAUAUUUGGGAAGAAAUCGGGAUUCCAGAGGAGCAGCGCCUACAGAGAACCAACGAUGUUCACAAGCACAUUGAAGGUUUGCUCGACCUAAUGAUUUCUGAAGAAGAGGAGCUCAAAAAGAGAUUACUGAAAAGCAUAGAGUCCUGUCUUAAGGAACUUAAUGACUUGUGCAGGGAACUUCAGCUGCCCCCCUUUGAGGAGGAGGAUGGCUGCACCAUGUUGCAGAUGGAGAAGAAUACUCGCACACGUCUAGAGGCGAUGAAGGAGCACAAGAGGCAAAGAAUGCAAGAGCUUAAGGGCCUCAUUGGCAAAGACCGUGAGCUGUGUGAUAUUAUGUGCACUACCCCUUUUUCCAUUGACCAGGACUCCAUCCCAUCACUGCAGCAACUGGAGACAUAUCGCACCUACCUGGAUGAUUUGACCAAAGAGAAGGAAUGUCGUCAUGAUGAAUUUGUGAGCAUCAAGAGGGAUAUCAUCGCAUGCAUGGAUGAUCUGGAGCAGCAACCAGAGACCAGUUUUGAGGUGGAUGUGAUGUGUGAGGAUGAGGAGGCAUUUUGUCUGUCAGACGACAACAUUGCUGCUGUUAAGCUACUCCUCCUUCAGUUACAAGAACGCAAGGCGGAGAAUGAGGUCCGUUGUUCAGCUUACCGCACUAAGAUCCAGGAGCUGUGGGAAAGACUUCAGAUUCCCCAAGAGGAGAGAGAGCCCCUUUCUGAGCAUAUGGUUAAAUCAAAGAAGAAGAACAUUGAGGCACUCAGGGCUGAGGUCCAGCGUCUAGAGAUGCUGAAAAUGCAGAGCAUGAAAAGUGUCAUUGAGGCAAUCAGAGCUGAGAUCGCCCUUUUCUGGGAGAGCUGCUUCUACAGCCAGGAACAGCAGCAAGCUUUUGUUGCAUAUCAUGCUGAUGAUUUCACUGAAGAGCUUCUCAACCUGCACGAGGCUGAGGUCAAGACCCUGAAGAAGUAUUAUGAGGACCACAGAGAACUUUUUGAAGGAGUCACAAAAUGGCAGGAAAACUGGACUGUGUACUUGGAACUUGAUAAAAAAGCGAAUGACCCCUCGAGGUUCAACAACAGAGGUGGGAACCUUCUGAAAGAAGAGAAGCAGAGAACAGACCUGCAGAAAAGUUUGCCGAAGCUGGAAAAGAGUCUGAAAACCCAAAUUGAUGCUUGGGAGCUGGAGCAUACCAAGGAGUUCCUGGUCAACGGACAGAAAUUUCUUGAGUAUGUGCAGCACCAGUGGGAUCAUCACCACACUGAAAAGGAGAAGGAGAAACAGGAAAGGCAACUGAAAAAGACUAAACAGACACAGGAGGACAUGUUAUAUGGAACUGCAAUGAGAACACCAUCCAAAAGGCGGAUAGCAGUGACUCCCACACUUGGAAAAGUUAGAAAGCUCAAUGGAUCCUCGACCAUCUCCACUCCAACAAGUUUCCUUAGUUCAGGUCUCAGUGGAUCCAAGUGCCAGUCGUCCAUCCAGAAAGCACCUCUGUCUGCCAGCAAGGGUCUCGGCCUGCGAACCCCUGGACAUGGAAAGACUCCCCGUGCACUAGACCGAAACAAGGAAAACAUCUCCCAUCUUAAUAGAAAUACUCCGAGUGGCGCACUAAGGUCUCAGGAUACUCAAGAUCACACCUUCACCUUUAACUCUUUUGCUGGCUCCUAUUCGGAAUUUGCGAGAGACCUCUCGAAGGCUUCGAAAGCGAACGUGAAGGCCGGACUGCUGAACUCCACCGUCAGUAAUCAGUGACGAGUCAAAGCAGCCGCUCUGCCACCAGAAGUCGUCCAGCUCAGCGGUAGUUUGGUGUAGUUUUCGUAUAGUGGACAAGCCGGGACUUUAAUGUAAACUUCUUAUAAACAUGUAAAUAUUUUGAUCUGUGUCUCCAUCUAUCCUGUUUUCACAAGGCUUUCUUUCAGGGUCACUGCUGAAGCAGUUUUAUCUGCUGUGUAUAUAAUAUGGCAAGUUAAUGAUAUUUGUACCAAGGCUGUUGUGGCAUUUUAUCUUACAUUUUUCAUUUGGGGUUACAGCCUUUUUAAGCAGAAUGUAAUUAGCCAUAUCUAGAGCACUACAUUGUUUUCAUACUACAGCAGUUAGCCAGCGCACAAUUUUCUUCCCCCAGCUGGAAUGACAGCUGAAUUUGUUCUUCAGAAAUUAAAUAUUUUGAGUGCUUUUUUUUUUAAUCAAGCUGUAAAUAAACGUUUU